This is a messenger RNA of Aspergillus chevalieri, 1656 nucleotides long. RefSeq names its product cytochrome P450. The transcript has 2 exons. Bases 1 to 1656 code for a protein of 551 amino acids. Lineage: Eukaryota; Fungi; Ascomycota; Eurotiomycetes; Eurotiales; Aspergillaceae. Gene Ontology annotation, molecular function: monooxygenase activity; oxidoreductase activity, acting on paired donors, with incorporation or reduction of molecular oxygen; iron ion binding. The record is from RefSeq and is a predicted model, not a curated record.
AUGCUGCAGUGUCAAUUCUACCUCGUGGGCGAUGACAUCGCCACGGCGAAGAUACUCGAGAUAGACUCGCGAUGGAAAUUCGAGGACUUGCAACGAGCAGUCGGUGUUGUUUUCAAUAUCGCACAACCAACAGGCAUCUCCUUCCAUAACGCCCAGAAUGAAACCUUCACAUCCGUACAAGAUGCCCUCACAGCCCAAGCACCAGUAGGCCUUCGCAUAGACGGCAAUGCCGUACAAUCACCUCAAGGACCACCGGGCCUUCCCCUCGUGGGCAGUUACUAUGAGAUCUACCCCGACCAUUUGGGCAACCAUUAUCGGUUGUUCCGCAAGUACGGCCCUGUCAUCAAGACCACCAACAUGGGAAAGACGAUAUACCUCACAGAUGACCCGAAAGUUGCCGCCGUCGCUUUUGCAGAGUCUGCGUACAUGACGAAGAAGAUCAACGAGAGCCAUCCGCUCUGGGGUGUCAAGGAUAACACGGCCAUCUUCAUCGGAGACACAGAGACAGAGAACUGGCGUUUGGCGCACAAGUUCCUUCCUCCGGCUAUGGGUCCCAAGGCUGUGCGACAUUAUACUUCGCUCAUGCAAAAUUGCGCGCGCAAGUCGUUACCAGUCUUCGAUGAGCUGGACUCCCGCGAGGAAUCCUGGAACGUGUACCAGUAUAUGGUGAAGUUGGCUUCGCAAACGAUCAGCUCUUUUUCAUUAGGUACCGAUUUCGGCCACUUCGACUCUGUCGAUUCACCGCUGCAUCCGAUUGUCACCAACAUCGCCAGCCUACUCUCCUUGAACAAGAAGAUCACCUCCCGUGGCGAAUGGUACCGUCACCUGCCCUGGGGAGACCCAGCACGCCUACGCCAGGUCCAGCACACGAUUUACUCGCUGUUGCAAGAAGCCAUCGAUGAGGUUGCCGUCACGUCUACGACCAAGGAUGCUCCUAUGAACGAAGCUGCGCUGUCAGCAUCUUGUGUGGUCGAUUACUUGCACCACGCCCUUGACGAAAAGGGCGAGCGUCUCCCGAAGGGUCUGAUCCUGGCAAACAUGCUCAUUGUUACCGGUGCCGGUUUUACCACAACUUCUGCUCUUAUGUCAUGGUUAAUUUACUGCCUUGCCACGUAUGAGGGCACCCAAGAGCGCCUCUAUCAAGAGCUGGUGGAAUUUGGCAUUGUCGGACCAAAUGGGGAGCGCAACCAGACGACCUGGACACCAGACCUUGCACAUAGCAUGCCAUACCUAGACAAGUUUGUCAAGGAGACACAACGACUGCACAACGCCUCAUUCCAGCCUGGCCGCACAACGAAAACAGAGGUUAUCCUGCCCGGUGGUUACCGACUACCACCGGACAGUGUCAUUGUCCCCGCGCUGUAUGCUAUACACACGAAUCCCAAGGUCUGGCGCGAUCCGCUUCGCUUCGAUCCUGAUCGAUGGGACACGCAAGAAGCGAAAGACCGACACCGGUGCGCAUAUGUCCCUUUUGCCACGGGGCCGAGGGGCUGUAUCGGGUUCAACUUCGCGUUGCUGGAGGUUAAGGUCUUGCUGUCUGAGCUGGUGAGCAGAUAUGAGCUUGUUCGGGAGGGUUUGGAUGCGGUCGAUUAUGACCCUGAGUUCCAAUUGAUUCGGCCUUUGAACUUCUAUGUUCGGGCAAAGCGCCGGGUUUGA